UUCCCCCUUUCUCUCUCUUUCGCUCCUCGAUUUAAAACCCUAAUUUGCAGGCUUGGACUUUCCCUCUCUCGUCCUCUGCUCAUUUCAAGCUUCUACUUGCUGUCUCUCUCCUAUGGCGACGGCGCGUGAAGGAAAGCCCUACGAAGGGGGAGGUUUGGGAGCCGGAGGCAAAUUCCGGAAGCGUCCUUUCCGGAGGAACCAGACGACGCCGUACGAUCGUCCCCCGACGGCCCUGAGAAACCCUAGCACUAGCCGCAAUUACGGGUGGCUCUCAAAGCUUGUCGAUCCGGCGCAGAGGCUUAUCACUACCGGUGCCCACAUGCUGUUUUCAUCUGUUUUCCGCAAGCGCCUUCGUCCCCCUCCCCCUCCUACUUCCCCCUCUCCGCCAAAUCCGUUACCUUCAGAAGCGGAGCAGGAAAUAAGGGACAAUCAACAGGAUGUUACUGCCGUUGCUACCAAUGAUGAUUCUGUCAAGCAGCAAGGAGCGGUUUCUGAAAGUGAUAAUCAAAUCAAUUGUUCUGAGAGUGGUGGAUUUACUGAGCUUGAGAAAUUGCUAAAGCAGAAGACUUUUACCAGAUCUGAAAUUGAUCAUUUGACAGCACUUUUGCGUUCAAAAACUCUGGAUUUACCUGUCACUAAUGAAGAAAAGAGGACUGAAGUGGUUACGUCAGAUCUAAUUUUGUCUCGUGAGCAGAAAGAAGAAUACCCCAAUUCUCCGGCAGUAAAAAAUGGGAUUGAAAACCGUCUUGUUUCAACUCCAUUUGUGACUUCGAGUGUCAUUGAUAAGGAUGUUGCUUCCCCUACAGAGGUUGCAAAGGCUUACAUGGGAAGUAGGCCUUCCAAGGUAUCCCCAUCAAAGUUAAACUCACAAAGUCUUUCUCUCAGGGAGGAUCCAACUCUUCUAAGCAGUCAAUAUAUCCCUCAAAAAUCCCCUAUUAUGUCCAUUGUGCCAAGGGCUACUGGCCAUGACAGGCUUCAUGAAAACGGUUUUGUGACACCAAGAUCUCGAGGUAGAUCUGCAAUAUAUAGCAUGGCUCAAACACCUUAUGCCAGGGUUUAUCCAACCUCAACACCAAAGGGUGUUCAACUUCCAGUUGAAGGCGGGCCUUCUUCCUCAGCCCAGUCUGCACUGGAUCAUGACUUGCUUUCUGGAUCUAAGAAAACAGCAUUGAAACGGAGGAGUUCUGUAUUGGAUAAUGAUAUAGGAUCUCUUGGUCAUAUGCGCAGAAUCCGUCAGAAGUCUAAUCUUAUAACUUCUAGAGGCUUGAGUGCGUCUGUUUCGGAUAGCCCUCUAUCUUUUAUUAAGAGUGGAGUUCGUGCUGAUCAGCAGAAGCUUCUUCUGUUGAAUGAAGCUAAGCAUAGUGAUAAGAAACUGUCAUCAGAAAAUAUAAAGGACACAAUUCCUAGCACAAGUGUUCCUCAUAUAUCCUCCAAAUCAAGUGAUAUGGCCACAAAAAUACUUCAGCAGCUUGACAAGUUGGUGUCCCCUAAAGAAAAAUCAUCUGAACUGAAGCUGCUAGCAGACAAGGAUAAUUCACCCGCAAAGUUGUCACCAUCCAUGUUACGGGGACAGGCUCUUAGAAGUAUGGAAACCGUAGAUUCAUCAAAAUUCCAUGAUCACUUACAAGAUAAUAAUUUGAAUGGUUUGCAUGAGAAUUUUUCAGCGAACACUAAAAUGUUGACUACAGCAAAGGAGAAGCUUGAACACGGUCCAUUAAAGCUUGUCGCUUCUGUUGGCUUAGGUCCAGUUAUUGAUGCAGAUGCUUCAAUAGCAAGGGAAGAAAUUGUAUCGAGUGCACAAUCUAUGGAUUCUUCCAUGGUGAAGUCUGUUUCUCAUCCUCCACAAAAGAGCAGGGCAUUCCGUAUGAGUGCACAUGAGUGUCUCGAUCUGGAUGAUGAUGUGUGUCCAAACGGGGCUGUGUUUUCUUUAUCCUCUGAGAAACAAAUGAUAGACUCUACUAUUGUGGCUGAGAGAGUUGUUGCUACUGAAACCAUUACAAAGGAGGUGCCUAGUGCAUCACCUGUGGCAAUCUCAUUCAGAAGUUCCAGAGUAGAUGACCAGACUCCUAAUGGUACUGGUGAUGGGUCCAUAGUCGGUGAAAAGGUUGGUUUAUCAACAUCUACAACUUCAUCUUCCCCUGCUGUGACUUCUAAGCCAGAUGGAGCCACAGUUGCAGCGGUCUCAGAGUCAAUCUUUGGUUCUGGUGAAUCUUCUUCACUAAAUGGAUCUGUUGCUGCUCCUCCCUUGUUUAAUUUUGGAAGUAAAGUGACUUCCUCAACAGAAGCGGCAGCUGUUGAUACUCCACCAAAGGAGUCAAGCAAACUGGGUUCACUAUUUAGUUUUGGAGACAAAGUUGUUUCACCAAAGGGGUCUGUGGCUGAUGUUCCACUAUUUAACUUUGGUGCCAGCAAAAGUUUUGAUAAGGUCCAGCAAGUGCCAUUGACCUCCUUAUCUUCUGUUGGUGCUGAAUCUGUUGGUAUGAAAUUUGGUCCUGCUUCUGACUCAAAGCUUGGGAACUCGGUCAGCUCAACUGUCACUGGUGCAACUGAAUCUAUGCUGAAGGUUCCUGCAUUAGAUAAUGCUAAUGUGAACUCCAGCUUGAAUUCUGGCUUUUUGGCUCAAUCAUCAGAAUUGGCUGUUUCAUCUGCAGCAUCAACAUCAUCGUUGACACCACCCACAAGUAUAUUCUCUUUUGGCCAAAGUUUAAAUCAAAACAAUGGCCCUUCUGCUUCAGAAACUUCAUUUUCUACCUCUUUUCCAACUUUUGUUUCAAAUAAUUUUACUAGCCAAAAUAUGUUCAGUUGCUCACCGCUUGGGGCCAAUAGCAGUAGUGGUGCCACUGCAGCUUCCUCUAGCACCAGUAUGACAACUAGCGGCCCCCUUAUCACUUUUGCAUCCAGUACUACUGGUACUUCCUCCUCAGCAGCUGCAACCUCACAAACCCCUUCUGUUUUCAAAUUUGGAUCUUCUCCGAACUUGACAACAGAUUCACCCUUGUUGUCUUCUGGGAAGCAGGAUACAGGUUCUGGUACUCUAGGCAGUUCUGCUUUUGGAAACACACCUGCUGCUGUCGUUGGGGCUCCAGGGAACAGCAUUUUUGGGCUCAGUUCCUCGGCAAUGACAACUGUAAAUAGUCAAACUCAGGGUUCUUUAUUCGGCUCAAGCACAUCUCUGCCUGGUGCCCAUGGUUCUGCUGCCAUGAGUGUGUUUGCCACUUCCACUCAGAGCCAGCCAAUUCCAUUUGGAUCAUCUGCUUCAUCUCCUUUGUUUGGGUUGAGUGGGAAUACAUCGUUUUCUUCAGGGAGUUCAAUAUCACCAUCUAGUUCAGUGGCAGAUGCUUUUAUUCCUGGCUCCUCCAUUGGGCUCAGCACCUCUGCUUCCCUAUCAACAGCCAACAGUGGUAGCUCUAACAGUGGGGCAACCUCUGGUUUGUUUGGGGCCUCUAGUUGGCAGGCCAACAAGUCUCCAUUUGGUUCCACAUUUAAUUCAUCUUCUUCUGGCUUUUCCUUUGGAGUGUCAAGUGGUUCUGUUUCGUCUACUUCUAGUUCACCCAUAUAUGGAUCAUCCGCUGCUUCUAUUGCUUCAACUGCUAGCACUCCGAUGUUUGGAUCAUUCACUUCUGUUACUUCAACUACCAGCAUGCCCAUGUUUGGAUCAUCCGCUGCUUCUGUUUCUGCAACUACCAGCAUGCCCAUGUUUGGAUCAUCCGCUGCUUCUGUUUCCGCCGCUACCAGCAUGCCCAUGUUUGGAUCAUCCGCUGCUUCUGUUUCUUCCACUACCAGCACACCCAUGUUUGGAUCAUCCACUGUUGCGUCCACUACUAGCACACCGCUGUUUGGAUCAUCACUUGGUGCAUCAACGAGUUCCAUUUUCUCAUUUACUUCAGCUGCAAUGGCUACCUCCACACAACCUGUUUUUGGUAAUUGUAAUCCUGCUUUCUCAUUUGGUUCAGCUGCUUCGAUUAAUAACGAUCAGAUGAGUAUGGAAGACAGCAUGGCAGAGGACCCUGUUCAUUCAUCUUCACCUGUGACUCCUGCGACUCCUGCAUUUGGUCAACAACCUGCCGCGCCUCAAUCAAAUUUUGUUUUUGGAGCACCAGCUCCAUCGGGAACUAGUCCCUUCCAGUUUGGGACUCAGCAGAAUAUUGCUCCACAGAGCCCAACCCCAUUUCAGGCUUCUAGCAGUCUAGAGGUCAAUGGCACUGGAAGUUUCUCGUUAGGUACUGGAGGCGGCGACAAGUCUGGUCGAAGAUUUGUUAGAGUUAAUAAAGCUAGGGGACGCAAGAAGUAAGACUUGGUCUAUUGCUUAUAUUUUUUUCACAUCUGUGAUCUGCACUGUCUUCCAUGAGACACACUUUAACGGCAGGUGGUCAUGGACAUAACUGUUCUGAUGGCAAUCUGGAAUUCAGUGGUGCUGUUGAAGCAAAUGAUCAUGUUUAGGCUUGUCAGUUCUAAACCUCCAUUUGUUUGUCUCCCAGAUUCUUGUAGAUUGCAAAGGUGAAAGUUUUCACAAUUUUGUAUUAUGAACAACAUAAUCUUCUGUACUUUGAGGGCUCCAGGAUCAAGAUGUGGGCAACUAUGAUGUCCGGUGAGCUCUGUACUGUUACUUGUAUUAUAACUAGAAAUAGGUAUGAAUUAUUAGCUUGUAAUUUGCAUUUCCAUCGGGCAAUAUGUAAACCGACUUUCUUAGCUGUCUGUUCUGUUUAAUUAUUUUCUUUCUCCCAUAACGGGAAUUUUUGAGACAAUAUCAACAUGGUGUCUGUACAAUAUUUGAGCUGGACGUUUCAUGAUCCAUGAUUUUCUGCCA
Molecule: messenger RNA, 4807 nt
Organism: Prosopis cineraria
Lineage: Eukaryota; Viridiplantae; Streptophyta; Magnoliopsida; Fabales; Fabaceae
Product: nuclear pore complex protein NUP1
Exons: 9
Coding region: 113-4291 (1392 amino acids)
Biological process (GO): nuclear membrane organization; poly(A)+ mRNA export from nucleus
Cellular component (GO): nuclear envelope
Source: RefSeq, a predicted model, not a curated record